Eublepharis macularius is the source of this 4784-nucleotide messenger RNA. RefSeq names its product macrophage stimulating 1 receptor (gene MST1R). Gene Ontology annotation, molecular function: transmembrane receptor protein tyrosine kinase activity; protein binding; ATP binding. NCBI's taxonomy places the organism in Eukaryota, Metazoa, Chordata, Lepidosauria, Squamata, Eublepharidae. Gene Ontology annotation, cellular component: membrane; signaling receptor complex. The record is from RefSeq and is a predicted model, not a curated record. Gene Ontology annotation, biological process: cell migration; positive regulation of kinase activity; nervous system development. The coding region runs from base 232 to 4365 and encodes 1377 amino acids. The transcript is spliced from 21 exons.
GCCGCCUGCCUGCCGAAGAAGGGAGAGAGGCAGGCAGGCAUGUGCUGUGUUGGGUCCGCCCGCCGGAGUCUGUCCCCGCCCGGUCGAGUCCCUCCUUCGGAAGCAGCCGCCUGACCAGCUGUAGUGCAAUGACAGACCCCUCUAGAUGGAUUGCACAUUUAUGCAGAACUGAAGAAUUGAGGUAGCCCUCUCUGAAACUUGGGAUUCUGAAUUGCUGUUACUUCCCCUAGUAUGGGUACAUCAUUUCUGCUUUGUCUCAUGCUGGUAUUGUUGCCUGUAAGAAAUCUUGGAAACACUUGGCAAUGCCCGCAUAUUCCUUAUAACUCAACCAGAGAUUAUACAGUGCAAUAUAACCUGCCUACAUUCAUGGCUGAGGGUGUCAUCCAGAACAUAGUCACAUAUGAAUCAGCUGACGCAAUCUUUGUUGCCAUUCGGAACAAGAUCUACAUUCUGAACUCAAAGCUAGCAAUUCUCUCCACUGUAGUGACUGGUCCUUGGGGAAGUGCCAAGUGUAAGAUCUGUGCCAAGUGCCAAACAAAAGGACCAAUGAAUGUUGAAGACACAGAUAACAAAGUUUUGGUGAUGGAUCCGUAUGAACCUUGGCUUUACAGUUGUGGGUCUUCUCAGCAUGGUGUCUGCUUCCUGCAUGAGAUUAAGAUACAGGGCGAUAUAGUUUUCUUUAAAGAAACUGCAUGCUUAUAUUCAGCUCAACUUAAUAAGCCUUCUGAUUGUCCAGACUGUAUUGCCAGUGCCUUGGGCACCAGAACUGUAGUUGUUGAUAAAGGUGCAUCUUACUUCUAUGUUGCGUCUACCAUCAACAGGACCAUCGCUGAGACAUACAGUCCCAAAUCAGUGUCUAUACGAAGACUGAAGAGCACUAAGGAUGGUUUUGACCAUUCUUUCCACUACUUAACUGUGCUGCCUGAGUAUCAAGACACGUACCCCAUUGACUAUGUGUAUUCCUUUAAAGACCAGCACUUUGUAUAUUUUCUGACAGUCCAAAGAGAAAGCCCUAGCUCCAAAUUAUACCACACUAGGAUAGUGCGGCUCAGCACUGAGGAUAAUGACUUGCAGAAAUACCGUGAGCUGAACUUGGAUUGUCGCUUUGAAUCCAAGCGGAGGCGGAAAAGAGGACUUGCGGUGAACUUGAGGGAUGUAGCUUUUAAUGUCCUGCAGGCGGCUCAUGCUACCAAGCCAGGCUCAAAGCUGGCCCAAGAGAUCAGUGUCAGUGAAACAGAUCUGGUUCUCUUUGGCGCGUUUGCUGAAAGCCACCCAGAGAGCAUGAUGCCACAGAAGAAUUCUGCUGUUUGUGCUUUCCCUGUCAGCAUGAUCAACCAAGCAAUUGAUGAAGGAAUGAACAAGUGCUGCAGUUCAAGGGUCCAUGACAAGAUGCUUCGAGGACUGAUGUUUUAUCAAGAUAUUGAGUACUGCCCACAUAACGUGAAUUCUUCGGUGGUAGACACGAGCUGCUGGAAGAAGCCCACCAUGAUCACUAGAGACAGCUACAGGGUGGAUCUCUUCAAUGGACGCAUGGCUGCAGUGCUGCUGACCUCCAUCUACGUAACUGCAAUUGGUGAAGUGACUGUUGCUCACAUGGGCACCUCAGAAGGACGGGUUAUGCAGGUGGUGCUUCAGAGAUCCCUGGCCUACACAGUCACAGUGGCCAACUUCUCCUUGGUGGAGAGAUUGCCAGUGCUGCGAGAGGUCAACAGGCUGCAGGAUUCUUUGUUCUUUGUCACAGGAAAUAAGGUGUCCCAGGUGAACAUGACUGGCCCAGGUUGUCACCAUUUCCUGACCUGCAUCCGCUGCCUGAAGGCAGAGAAAUUUAUGCAGUGUGGAUGGUGUGGGAAUUCAUGCACUCAUCGGGAAGAAUGCAAGACACUGUGGAACAAGGAGAGCUGCCCGCCUGUCCUCACUGAUUUUCACCCCAAAAAUGCACCGCUGCAUGGCAGCACUAAGGUGACUCUCUGUGGCAUGGGGUUUCAGUCACGUCCAUUUUUCUCUGGUGGUGUGGAUUCACUAAUUCCCCUGGGUAACUACCAGGUUACAGUGGGACAGAAGAAUUGCACUGUGUUGUUUGAGGAGAGCCUUGCAAACAGGCUCAGCCAGGUGCCACCCUGGAAGGAUUCUGGUCAAGUUAUUGUCUGCGUUUUAAAGCCACAGGAGAAACAGGUAGAUCUGGAGCCACAAAGAGUUGAAGUCACAAUCAUGGAGAAGAGACAGACCUCGUUUUAUAUCAAUGGUUCUUCGGUCCGCAAUGGCUUUGUGUUUGUGGAGCCAAAAGUAAUUUCUAUCCACCCUGAAUAUGGCCCACAAGCUGGAGGAACAGAGAUCUUUAUCUGGGGACAAAACCUCCUGGUUGGGGGCACAAGGAAGGUGAUGAUUAAUGGCCUGGAUUGCCCAUUGAUCAAGCAAAGGGAAAGCCAGGAAGAAGAGACCAUAAUUUGCACCAGUCCUGCUUCAAGCAACCUGACCAGAGCUUCUGUGACCGUAGUAAUAGAUGAAGAACAAUUUCACUGCCCACAGCGCUUCUGGUAUCGAAAAGAUCCCAAAAUAUAUCAUAUAUCUCCAAACUGCAGCUAUGAAGGUUCAAAUAUUUCCAUCGCUGGCACCAAUUUGGAUUCAGUAUAUUACACAAAGGUGCAAUUUGAGUCUGCAGGAGUGCAAACGGAAGCCAAAGUAUGCAAGGGGCCACCAUCUGCAAAGAGUCUAGUGUGCCAGAGUCCUGCCUACCCAUUUGAAAACAAAAGGGAGAGUGUUCAUGGGACCUUGAGAAUCUUGAUGGAUGACGCUCCAGGGCACAAGGAAUUUCGCUACUACUACUACCCCAAGCCACAGAUCUACCCCUUUGAGAAUGAAGACAAAUUGUAUAUACUCAUGCAAGGAGAAGAUAUGAUCAAGAUUCAUCAUAAAGGUCUGGAUGCUCUGGUAGGUUGCAUGACAAUCUCUGUGACUGUAGCGGGCAGGAAGUGCCACCCCACUGUGCUGAAGAAUGAGGUGACUUGUCGAAUCCCCAAGGACCUCAACGUUCCUCUAGAUGGUCUGCCUGUUCAGAUUUGUGUGAGUGACAACUGCACAGACCUGGGCUUUGUGACUGUGAUCUCCUCCUUGUCCCCUGUCGCUGUUGUCUUGGGGACCAUUGUAGCCAUCUUGGUUCUCUGUCUCUUGGGAUUUCUACUGAUGAAAUAUAUCCGGAGGAGGAAGAAGAAGAAGACAGGAACUGAGAACUUGGAGAGAUUAAGCUUCAACAGGGGCACGCCAACCAUUGCUCUGCUUCCCUUCAAUGCUGGUUACACAACUGGUACUGGUAGCAGUGAUGGUUCUGCUGUGCCUCUCAUGCGGUUGCAGUCUUGCUCCAUUGAAAAUCUUCGCCCAGAACUUCUGGAAGAGGUGAAGGAUGUCCUGAUUCCAGAAGAGCAGCUGGUAAUGCACAAGGAUCAGAUCAUUGGUAAAGGGCAUUUUGGAAGUGUUUACCAUGGAACAUACAUAGAUCCUUACCAGAUAAAGAUACGCUGUGCUGUUAAAUCCCUGAACCGAAUCACUGACUUGGAGGAAGUGGAAGAGUUCUUGAAGGAAGGGAUUCUGAUGAAGAGUUUCCAUCACCCCCAUGUCCUCUCUCUCAUUGGAAUUACCCUACCUAAAGAGGGGCUUCCCCUGGUGGUGCUACCAUACAUGAAGCAUGGAGAUCUGCGACAUUUUAUCCGUUGUGAGGAGAAGAACCCUACUGUGAAAGAUUUAAUAGGCUUUGGGUUGCAAGUAGCUCGAGGGAUGGAGUAUUUGGCCCAAAAGAAGUUUGUACACAGAGACCUUGCUGCUAGAAACUGUAUGUUAGAUGAGACAUUUACUGUGAAGGUGGCAGACUUUGGGCUGGCCAGAGAUGUCUUUGACAAGGAGUAUUACAGUAUCCGGAGACACCGCCAAGCCAAGCUUCCAGUCAAAUGGAUGGCUCUCGAGAGCCUGCAGAUCCAAAAAUUUACUACCAAGUCUGAUGUAUGGUCCUUUGGGAUCCUCAUGUGGGAGCUGAUGACACGAGGGGCCUCCCCAUACCCAGGAGUGGAUCCGUAUGAUAUAACCCACUACUUGUUGCAAGGAAGGCGACUGCCCCAACCCGAAUACUGCCCAGAUCCACUGUAUACACUGAUGCUGAACUGCUGGGCCCCAAGUCCUGAGGAACGACCAACUUUCUCUACCCUGAUCCAGGAAGUGGAACAUAUUGUGUCUUGCCUAAAGGGGGAACAUUACAUCAACCUCAAUGUUACCUAUGUCAACCUUGAUCAAGGCCACCCAUUCACCGCCCCAGUCAAUUGUGAAGAAGAACUGGACUCUAGUGGGGUGAGUGAAGAAGAGGCUGCUGCUGUGUACUAAGUGAUACUCUUUGAGUGGGCACAGACCUGUUCAGCGAUCUGAGAAUGCUUCCUGACUUUUACCCUUUGGGGCCUUGAGUUGCAACAGUCCAGAUUCAUCAGUGGUCCUUAGUCUACCAUUUACGCACCACCUACUUUGUCAGUGCCUUGUGAGUUCAAGAAAGCCACAGAAAAGAUCUGCUGUGAUAACCUCUACUCUUCUGGUUGGGGUGGGGUAGGGUGGAUCAAAAAACAAAAAGCAGAGGUAAGCUCAUCCCUUGCCUAAGAUGUGGGGCAGGUCCCCUUAAGCUCUUGAGAAGAGACAUAUUCAUAAUACCUAUGAACAUGUGUGCAGGGCUGUGUUUAUUGCUAUGAAGUAAUUUAAUGUCUCAGCCUGUGGCUGAAUUUGUAUAUAAAGGAAUAAAUUGGCCAUAUGUGCUG